This is a messenger RNA of Effrenium voratum, 1142 nucleotides long. Lineage: Eukaryota; Dinophyceae; Suessiales; Symbiodiniaceae. The record is from the annotation of a GenBank genome assembly.
GGCUGCUGGGCUUCUCCUCCUGCGUCAGCUGCAGCUUCCUGCGCACGGAGGAGAAGGAGGUGCAGGUGGGUCAGGCGCAGGUGCAGGAGACGGAGACGAUGCUUGGCACCUGGCGAUCCACCCAGCGCAGCAAGACCAAGGUGCAAGAGCACUUCUGGAACUGGACGUCCCAAUGGCGUCUCUUCCUGGUGAACAGCACGCUCGCUUCAGGGCACAAAGGCUCUCAGCUGAAGAGUCUGGGGGACGUCACAGAGGCCCCAACUGCCAGCGGCUGCCAAGACGCAGAGCUGGACAUCUCCUGGCUGCUGAGGCUGCGGCACCGCGGCGCGGCGUUUCUGGUGAACCGAUCCAGGCAGAGCUGCCGCACCCCGCGCCGCAACGAGGAGGUCCAGGAGGCUGUGUCAUUCUUUCAGCGACUCACCGUCUUCGCGCGGAGAGCGGUGGAGCUGCUGCGGCCAGGCGAUGGCUCCAGCGACUGGGCUGCGGAGCUGGAGGAUGCGCGCAAAGCGUCAGUGCAGAUGUUCAAGCCGAUCCUGGCUCUCUUUGCUCUUGAGAACAAUGCCUCCGGACGGCCAGUGCUUUCGGCGGAUGUGGACACUGUACUGGACGCUUAUCAGAAGAGUUUGGAUGACAAGCUUCACACCAUCGAGAGGAGCGAAUCCGGCGGAUUGGCGCGGCUGGUGCUGCUGCUGACGGAAAUGGAGAGCCUGUCAUUACAGAUGAUGUCCGCUGUGGAUGCCUUGGAAGGGAUGCUGUACCAGCAGCUCACCAGCGCGCUCGGGAAGUCCAUCCACAGCUCGGACUUCGGCGAGUACAUGGACUUCCACGGGCGGAUGAUCCUAGGCGACACCUAUGCGCCAGCGCCCUUUGUUUAUGCGGUGAGGCGGCACCAGCAUCAUCCAGAGGGCACUUUGUCCAUCGAGGCAAAAGUGGGCGCCGCUUCCGAAGCGCCUCUGCGCAGCUUCGCGCUGCACCUGCCGGAGGGGCGGCCCAUGCGUGUGGAGCUGAGCUCUGCCACCUCGGUAACGUUGACCGGGGAGCACUAUCUCCACGCCGCCAUUUUCCACCGCUUCGCGAAAGAACGGCCCCAGGAGAGCUGCGGCUCCACGCGCGGGCGCGGCAGCUCAGCAGCUUCGUGCUGA